UUUUCCGGCCGGCUAAUUUGAUUAAAUUUCAUUUGUCAUUUUCACGCCGUCGAUACAGUCGAACGUGGUGUUAUUCGUGUAUUUCUACAAAGCUCCAGUUUUCCAAGGUCAAAGGUUAACAUGGUGCAAGAAGUUCCGAGUAGGAAAAGAGAGAGAAGUGAUUCUGGAAAUGAAAUGAAUGGAAACAUUCCAAAAAAAUUACUCAUAGACAGCUUCAACAAGAUGCCGCUGCAGCUGACCAAGCCCGCGCCGCAGUUCAAGACCACGGCGGUGGUGAACGGCGAGUUCAAGGAUGUCGCUCUCUCGGACUACAAGGGCAAAUACGUCGUGCUGUUCUUCUACCCGCUGGACUUUACGUUCGUGUGCCCCACCGAGAUCAUCGCCUUCUCCGAGCGCGCGGACGACUUCCGCAAGAUCGGCUGCGAAGUGAUCGCCGCCUCCACCGACUCGCACUUCACCCACCUCGCCUGGAUCAACACGCCGCGCAAACAGGGCGGCCUGGGCCCCAUGAACAUCCCCAUCAUCAGCGACAAGUCGCACCGCAUCGCGCGCGACUACGGCGUGCUCAACGAGGAGACCGGCAUCCCGUACCGCGGCCUCUUCAUCAUCGACGAGCAGCAGAACCUGCGCCAGAUCACCAUCAACGACCUGCCCGUGGGACGCUCGGUGGAGGAGACGCUGCGGCUGGUGCAAGCGUUCCAGUACACCGACAAGCACGGCGAGGUGUGCCCCGCCAACUGGCGGCCCGGCGCCAAGACCAUCAAGCCCGACACCAAGGCGGCGCAGGAGUACUUCGGCGACGCCAACUAGGCGCCCCCCACUCCACCACCCACUCCACCCGGCACCGAACCUGAGCACCAAGUGACGACCAUCACACUGGCUGAUAAUAUUAAUAGCGUUCAUCUGUAGCGUGCACAUCAUAGAUGCAAAAAUGCACUGCCUACCCUAAGGACUCAAUACAAACCUAUGUUGGACAAGGAAUUCUCCAUUUUUUACUUAAGUGCAUACCCUAGUUAAAAACCUCGUGCACGCCACUGGCGUUCAUUUAUAGUACUCUAAUUAACAAUAGUUUUUUUAAAUCCCAAGUUAACUUGUUCAUUUUUAAAAAAAAUUUUCUCUAAUUUUGACUAUGAGGACAUAAAACUUACUUUUCAUUUAACUGAAUCUCCAAUAUAUAUAACAGUUUUAAUGUGUUUAGAAUAGUGUCAGUAGAAAAAUUAUUAUCAAGUAUUAUAGUAGUAAAUAGUAAUAUUGACAACACGUUAAAACUAAUUGCAUAUCAAUUAAAUUUUAGUAAGAAAAAUCAGCCAAAUAAGUUAUUGUGAUCCUACUAUAUCGCUGUGUAAUUCGGUGCUAGGGUUAUGUUUUAUUGAAACAAUUUACAGAUGGCGCUGGGAGCUUUCGAAUAGUUUUAAAAAUCAUCUAAUAUAGUGUCUUUUCCUAACCGUACUAUACGCAUCCUCUGUGAUAACUGUUGAACAUACAGACAAUAUUUUAACAUUUGUCUUAUAAACGUUAUCAUAAUAUCCAAUCCCCGAAAAGCGGGACUGAGCCUGUCCCGCGCAGAACAUUUAAUAUUGAUUUAAAAAUCGGGACAUCUGGCAACGCUGGAAGUGACGAUUUCAUACGACUACGAUUGUAUUCAUCUGUGUUGCAUCUAUAUCAUAGAUACUAUAUCAAUAAUACAUGUAUGAAUGUUUCGGAUAGGUUAUUAUGAUAAUUGUAUUGAUAUUAUUUUAUAUGUAUGCAUUUUGUAGAGUAUGCGAAUCUCAGUGAAGCAUACUGUAGUACUGUAUGUGACGAAGCGAAGCAGCGUAUUGUUCAUAUGAAAGCCUUGUGUCAAACAUAAUUAUUGUGAACUAUAUCAGUAUUGGAUGGAUAUGCAUAAUGAUUGUUUAUAUUGUAACGUGAGGCUGUAAUUAGAUGCUGUAAUUAAAU
Bicyclus anynana (squinting bush brown) is the source of this 1938-nucleotide messenger RNA. RefSeq names its product peroxiredoxin 1 (gene Jafrac1). Lineage: Eukaryota; Metazoa; Arthropoda; Insecta; Lepidoptera; Nymphalidae. The transcript is spliced from 6 exons. Gene Ontology annotation, cellular component: cytosol. Gene Ontology annotation, molecular function: thioredoxin peroxidase activity. The coding region runs from base 121 to 810 and encodes 229 amino acids. The record is from RefSeq and is a predicted model, not a curated record. Gene Ontology annotation, biological process: cell redox homeostasis; hydrogen peroxide catabolic process; response to oxidative stress.